CCUGGCUUGAGGAGCAUCAGGCCAACAAGGGUCACGAUGUGACCUUGCAUGCCAUCCGGUCCGGUUUUAGAGAGUUCGCGCGCGACGUGGGUUGGGACUGAAUUUAAAAAACUGAAGGAAGCCGCAGAGAAGUUAUGUGCCGGCGCCAAUGAAGGUGCCAAAGUCGUGGCCACAACAGAGGCCGCAGCACGUCCCCGCAAAGAGCCAGUAAAGCUCAAAUUCCUUGACGCUGAUAGCGGGGAGAAGGACGAUAGCUUUGAUAACUGGGAGGCCAAUAUCAAUACAUACGUAUAUUUGCAGCAUAUCGCCCCCGAGGAGCAGGUCCUUGUCGCCUUCCAUGUGUUAAAGGACAAAGCGGCCAGCUUCGCCAGGUCCCUUGCGCGCGCCGCUGAUUGCGAGCAUAACAUGAUUGCUUAUUCUAGGUUGACCCCUCUUUCCACUCUUCUCAAACUCCUGCGUGAGAGGUUCGCUGACGUCACAAGAGGCGUCAGGGCCUUUGAUAAACUUCAAAUCCACUCGCGACAGUGGAAGAGUGCGCGAACACUCAAAGUUGUCAUGGAUGACUUAGUAGCCGUCCCGGACCACGGGGUCACUGACACCUCGCUGGUCCAGUUGUUCUAUCGUGCCAUGCCAGAGCCCUUGAGAGGGCACUUCUUUGACAAGACCCAACAGCCUAACAUCACGUAUGACGCGUUGAGUGGGGAAGUGGUCUUGUUUGAGGCCAAGUCCAUGCCAGUUUCCAGUUUCUGGCACAAGGACUUAGACAAGGGCAAAAAGUGGAAAGGCCGUACCAUCUUUGGCCAAGUUAGGGCCAAGGAUCAUCUGAUCCUUACUUUAGACGAAGGUGGUACAAACGAGGUUCCCUGCUGGCAGAUUGAGUGGGGACUCGAGGAGGAGGACAGUAGCGUAGGUCAGGGGAGGUCCUAUGCAGCUGUCGUGGCUGGAGGGAGGCCGCAAAGUAGAGGAGGAGGCCGGGGCCAAAGCGGCCAGGCCACGGGAGGCCGAGGAUCGGGCGCACAUGGGGUUGGCUGUCAAGGGAACCGUCAAGUGGGAGGUAGGGGUCAAGGUCCCCCACAGAAUCGUCGAGUUCCCAGUCGGUCCCCACAGCGACGAGGUGGAACCGCAGUGGUAAAAAGUGAAACCGCAGCAGAGGCAACUUCCGUAGCAGGGACCGCAGCGGAGGCAACUUCCGUAGCAGGAACUGCCGGAGUGAAACUCGGAGUUGAAAGAGCAGCAGUAGAAAAUGCAGCAAUGGAGACCACAGCGGUGGAAGCGGCGGCGGUGGGAACCGCAACAGUGAGAAUUGCAUUAGCAGCUGAUGAACAAGCAGUGACAGGACGAGAGCGAUGUGGGGAUAAAGAAGAAAUAGCGAGAGGAACAAACUGCGACGGGGAUGUCAAGAAGCCGACUACUGAGGAGGGCAUAGGUGUACACUGCACCGUGGCUAGGAGGCGCCGUGGGGGGACUGAGCACGACGCUGGCGGGAAAGAUUGCGGCAGUGUAAGGGCACCGCGAGGGGGUAUGACCGUCCUGGCGGGAUCGCAAACACCCACGGUGGCCAAUAAUGGCCGCGCGCUCCUCAGCGGAAAGGACACCACGAGGAGAGAUAAAGCCCUGAGGGAGGUCCUGCUGAGGGACCUCGGGGGGCGACGCGCCAACGUGACCGGAGCGGCUGCGUGCCUGGGAGAGGGUGGAGAGGAUGAGCUGGAGGCGCUCGGCCAUAGGGAGAGGAGAGCCGAGGUCGAGGUCGUCGCUUUGGUCACCCUCUGGCAACAGCGGGGCGACAGCGUCCUGCUCACCAUACUCGAGCGUGCUGAAGCGGCGCGAGAAGUGGCGGCCCUGCUGCGCGGAACGGUGGGGGCGACCGAGGAAAGGGGAACGGUGCUGGGAAGUGCCGUGAGAGGAGGGGGCAUAACCAGUACGCUGAGGCUGGGAGGAGGAAGUGUGUUGAAGACGGGCCCGCAUCCGCUGAUGGUCCUUGGCGGCCUCGUUAGCCUAUGGGGCCGAUAGCAACAGGCACAGGCGGAGGUGGUGAUGAAGGUAGAAGGCGAACGGCCUUUAGCCUCCACUCCCCCUCCUCCACCUCGGACUGCUACUCAGCGGUUGAAGAGGGAACUAGAAGAACAAUUGCGGCAGCAAGAGGCCAGACUGGCAGAAGUGGCACAGCAGGAGGCUGCUGAACUAAAGGCUGCAACAAAUCAUUCCAGGAGAGAAUAUCUGUUGCAGCAGCUAGAAGGGUCGCUCACUGAUGAUCGUUGCUCCCAGAUCACCAAGCACAUGGCAGAGAUGAUCCUGUUGGAGCACAAGAUGACCAGCUCCCAGUUUACAAACUGGGAUGAUCGUUUUGUGCGGCUGGAGCGUCGGGUUGACGAGCUGUCAGCUCAGCAGACCAAGAUCCUGAAGUCUAUUCAGGGCUUGACUGCUCAGCUGGCAGCCGCCAAGCUGAUCAUCAGCCCCCUCUGCUGCAGCCCAAAGCUUCUCCUCACUCUUCACUCCCUUCCUCACCACCUGCAUCCCAUGCUGGUUCUGCACUUCAAGAUCUUCUCAGAUCACUCCUCCUUGCAGUGGAUGAAGUCGCAGGGAGAGUUGAACGAUAAGCUGGCACGGUACAUUCAGUUCAUCAAUAUGUUCGACUUUGAACUGAAACAUAAGAAGGGCUGCUACAAUAAGGUAGCAGAUGCCCUCUCUCGUAGGCCUGACUCUUUUGCUUUGAUCUCCUCUACUCACUCCUUUGAAGAGGAGAACCAUCAGACCAUUGCUCGUCUACUGCCUCAGGACGAGACUUUCGGACCCAUUGUCAGGAAUCUGCAAGCAGAUCCUAACUCUGAACAAGGCUAUGCUGUGAGUUCAGACCUGCUGUACACUUGCAGCAGAGGUGAGGAGCGCUUGUGCAUUCCCCAGGACCAGCGGCUCAGGACACUGUUGCUGUUAGAGUGUCAUGAUGCCCGUGGACACUUCGGGUUCCUAAAGUCUUAUGCAGCCCUGUCGCAGCACUUCUUCUGGAAGGAGAUGCGGAGUGAGAUGCUGCGUUAUGUGAACACAUCUAGGCAAGACCACCCCUACGCAGAGUUCAUCCCCUUGCCAGAGGUAGCUAGGGUACCGGCUGUGAGAGCAGCCUUUUUUGAGAAGUGGGUCACACACCAUGGACCGCUCACUUCUAUUGUUAGUGAUCGAGACCCCAGAUUCUGCAGCGAUGAGUGGCAGUCCUACUGUAAGGACUAUCUGCACUCUCGACUGGACAUGACUUUUGGUCAUCAUCCUAAAGCCAAUGGGUUGGCUGAAGUGAUGAACCAAGUCUUAUUCCAGCUGCUGCGUCCUGUCAUCUCUCCAGAUCAACAAGACUGGGAUCUUCACUUGGCGAGGGCACAACUCAUGUAUAACAUGUCUGUCCACUCCUCAACAGGGUUCAGUCCCUACCGGUUACACUGGGGACGUGAACCACAGCAGCCUCUCGAUGACAUCAUCGAUAAGGCUAAGCCUGAUCUGACACCAGGCACAACAGAGUUCACCAAACAUUAUCGUCUAGAUGUGGAAAGAGCCCGYGCGAACUUGUUCAAAGCCCAAAAGGCUAUGAUUGAACAAGCUAACCGCUACAGGCGGCCUUCCCCCAUCCGCACCGGUGACGAUGUCUGGGUGGCCACCUCUGAGCUGUCGAGGGAGGAGGAUAUCUCUCCCAAGCUGUUGCCACGUUACCUGGGUCCAUGGCAGGUCCUAGAUACAGUGGGCGCUGAUCCCUUCGGACCGUCGUAUGUUAUCGACGUCCCUCUGCAUUUGCGCACCUACCCGGUUUCCAUGCAUCCAAGCUGCUGCCUUUCACCCCAGCUGAUGCAUUUCGACACCGGCCCCCUCAGUUUGGUCCGCCAAUCCCUGGUAAGGGAUAUGACAUUGACCGGAUUGAGGAUGAGUGGGGCACAGGCCCCGAUCGGCAGUAUCUUGUCAGCGCUCACACGCUGGCCAGCGAGCAGAGAAGGAGCAGGGAGCCAUAGCCAAGCUGCACUGCUGGUAGCUGGGUGUGGCGCAGGGUGGUCCUUCGGUGUGAGUGGCAUCUGUGUGUUGAGGAAAGAGGUUGUGAGUGAAGCGAAAGACUUACCUGGUGCUGGAAGCAUGCGGCAUUGCCCGCGAUCUGCUGUUUUCGGUACUCCUAGAGUGGGAGAUUGGGCGAGAGAUUAUCUACAGCAGAGGGAUAUUGAUGAGGGCAUUGUUGAUGUGACCGGCGUCGACGUCGGUGUGGGUUCAGACACGGGUGACGAAGUCGAGGCUUUGCCAUUGCGAAGAGAAGGAAGCGAGUCGAGUGAUGUCGUCGGCGGCGGGUCGAGAAGUCCUGGUUCUCCGCUCGAGCCAUCACGUCUUCAGUUUAGCGAUUCGUACGUAGUGAUGGCGGCAGCUCAGACGAAGGUGUCGGCGUUGGCAGUUACGUCGCAUCGCAGGACGUCUCUAUCGCGUAAACGUACGGGGUUCGCAGCACGUCAGCAGGCCGCUGCCGACUCUGCAGCAGCCGCAAGGCAGCAGCAGCAGAAGCUCGAGGCAAGUCAGACUCAGGCUCGGUUCGAGGCUGCCAUGAAUCUUCUCAACGAAGAAGCCACAUACGGCAGAGUACUUCGACAGCAGCACUUUCGGGCAACUGAGGAGCAAGACGAACCAACCGAGGACGAGAGAAACAGGGAAACUACAGCAGUCGUGAUAGAGAACCUGCUGUACAUGUGCAAUUGGCAACGACGUGAACUGUUGGCUAUGCGGCAGGUCCUCAUCCGCCAUGAAGGCAACUUCAAGGCAAUGGAUCAGAACAUCACAGCCCUGCAGGCCGAUACCGGCAUGCUGCAGGCCGUCGACAGCCAACAGCAGGCCAUCAACGACCGACUGCAGGACUCCGUCGAUGCCGGGAUGGCACGACUGUCCGCAGUCGAGUCAAUGGGCGGUGCAGUUUCAGACAGCAGCCCAGUUUUGGCCGCCCAAGCCAAACAGCUCGAUGAGCGGGUCAACCACUUGGUCACAUCCCUCGGCGACAUCAGCAAGUUUGCUGGAGCAUUGACAGUCAGCAAUCAGCUGCAGACGCUCAGCGACCGUGUUGACAAACGACCGGCCGCUGCGGCCAAGGAAUGGAAGAUGCGGAACUUCAAGAUCGAGAAGUUCGACGAUUACCAUAAGACGGAUCCGCUGCAAUGGUGGAUGGCGUUCAACGCGGAGGCCGACGUACAUCAUCCUCCGCCCCUACGGCGGAUGGACGCAUUGUACCUCCAACUUAUAGGCGGGGKGCAAGCAUUCAUGACGCACAUGGCCGUCAUGCUCGAAUGUACCAUCGCCACCCUCCACACAAAGAUCGCGUGGGAGGAGUUUGAAAAGAAGUGGAAGACCCGGUUCAUGGUGAACAACGACAAGCGUCACGCCUUGAACAAGAUCUUCCACAUCUUCCAAGGCCAGCAACCUUUGCGGGAAUGGCCGACGGAGUGUACCAUCGCCACCCUCCACACAAAGAUCGCGUGGGAGGAGUUUGAAAAGAAGUGGAAGACCCGGUUCAUGGUGAACAAUGACAAGCGUCACGCCUUGAACAAGAUCUUCCACAUCUUCCAAGGCCAGCAACCUUUGCGGGAAUGGCCGACGGAGUGGCGAAGACUCGUCGCCACCCCGAAGUUGAACCUGCUGUUCGACUCAACCCAAGGCGAGUUCUUCGCCCGAUCUUGCGACGCCUUGGCAGCUGCUCUCGACAGCGAAUUCGAGGAUAAGAACUUUGACGACAUGAUCGCCAAGGGUAGAGAACUUAUCCAAGGUAACCGGUGUGCGGCCAAUGAGACCUGCCAACAGCCCGGUUACGUGGAGAAAGGCAAGGGACAACGGACGCGGCAAGUAACAGCAGUCCAACAAGGAACAAGUGAGGACCAUGCAGCCGCUUCUACAUCAAGUGACGGAGAUGUGGCGUGCCUGCUUCGACAAGGACAAGGAAAAUGUCAUACGUUCGGGCUCGGGAAACUGAGCACCGCGGGCAGUGCAACGACAACAUUUCCCAGUUUGCCGGAGUCGGCUGCCUUGCUAGCAGCCUCUCUCACAUUCAGGGACACAGCAGUAGUCGCAAGUUCUCGCGUUGAGUUUGAGAACUAUGCUGUCGAGCUGGUCCCACCGUUGAACCAGCCUCUCCACGUGCACGACUCAAGCGUAUGCGCGGCAGUUCCGCCGUCGGACAAUGAACCGGUUGCUUCGCCAGCCCUUCUAUCGGAGGACCCAUCAACUUGGACGAGACUUGAGGAUCUCGAUCCGUUGAUGGUUAAGGACUUCCAAUGGUUGCCUCUUCCCUUCACCGGUUCUUUGCCAACUCCGCAUUGCAAUGCCUUAAUGGCACAUCUACGCGAAUACUUGCACGCUGCAGUACCACCUCCGUCGACGGACGGCGGAGUAGCGGUUGUUGACCUUCGUAACUAUCUUGCGAAGAUCAACCGCGAGUACGCAACGCAACGGUACGUCGACAACGAUGCGCCGCUCCUCUACAUCCGCAUUCAGAUCGGAAAGGCAACCUGCAAUGCCUUGAUCGAUUGUGGAGCGACUCGCAACUACAUCAGCCAAGACUACAUGGCACGCGUCGGGCUGGGCUCGCGCGUUCGAAGGAAAAGUCAGCCUACGCACGUCACGUUUGUCGAUGGUCACACGCAAAAGUCAAUCGACCGAUGCGUUGACUUGGUGCCCGUGUACUUUGCCGCGCUAGCAUGCGAGGCCGUGUCUUUCGACAUAUUGGACACCAAGUUCGAUAUGAUCCUAGGCAUGUCGUGGCUGCAAAGCGAAGACCAUCCCGUGAACUUCCAUCGACGCACCGUUCACGUUCGUGAUCGGCACGGCGAACUAGUCCCCUAUGAGGAUGUCUUUCAAGCUCCCGCCGGAGUCGUACCGGAUCGGCCCAUACGCCACGGGAUCACUCUCGAGGACGGCGUCGUACCUCCGCGCGGAUGUAUCUACUGCAUGAGCGAAGAGGAACUUCAAGUGCUUCGGGCACAACUAGACGACCUCUUAGCCAAGGGCUGGAUUCGCCCUAGCUGUUCGCCAUACGGUGCUCCCGUUCUCUUCGUCCGGAAGAAGAACAAGGACCUUCGUUUGUGCAUCGAUUAUCGGAAACUUAACGCGCAAACAAUCAAGAAUGCCGGCCCUCUCCCUCGGAUCGAUGAUCUUCUCGAGCGACUCGGCGGCGCCAAGUACUUCUCGAAGCUCGACCUCAAGUCCGGAUAUCAUCAGAUUGAGAUCCAGCCAAGAGAUCGGUACAAAACCGCUUUCAAGACGCGUGUGUUAUGCAAUCAGGCAAACCGGUUGGCGGAAAUGCUGAAUGCAGCAAAGGAAGAAAACUCCAAACUAAAGGAAGAGAUGGAGGCAAAGAUGGCGUUGCUUGUUCCUCAACGUGACAAGGCUGUUCGAGAUCUGGCCAGGCUGAAGGAGCAUCUUCUGGCCAAGGAAAACGCUGAUUCAGAAAAAAUGGAUGAGGACAGGGAAAGAAUUGGGCAACUUGAGGAAAGGGCUCAAGCAGCCGAGGAGAAGGCUGCCAGCCUCUCACAUUCAUUGAUGGAAUUACAAGCCAGACUAAAGGAGAAUCUCUCAGGGUCAUCUGAAGAGAUCUUGAAGCUAAGUAGCGAGGUUGAGACCCUCCGUUUGAAUCUGGCAGAGUGCAUGAAAGUCAUCGAGCUGAAGGACACUGAGGUGUUGAAUUUGCAGAGUGCUCUUGGAGCCUUCUAUGCCGAGCGAGAUGCUCAGCGCCCAGACUACAAAUGGCAGAUCCUAUCUAGCCUAUCUGCAAUGCCGCUGGUGACGUCAACAGCUUCCCGAAGUUUGAGCAGAUUUUGGCCAAUGCCGUUCGCAUCGAGCACCAGACUCAAGUACUGGAAUUUUGAACCGAACGGCGACGAGGCAACACCGGAAGAGAAGCACAAGGAGUUCCUCUCCAAACUCGUGACGCGGUUGUUGUAUGCUUGCAACUACCAACGGUCAGAGUUGGAGAGACAGUACCGGGACCUGACACAACAACAUCAGGAGUUGGCGACGCUCCGCCGCACAGUGCAGGGCCACGAGGAUGCAACUCGGGCACUCAAUGCCCGAUUGUUGGACCUGGAACAGGCUGUACCAGGACCAGGUGCUGGGGCUUCCAGCAGUGCACCCUCUAGCCGCCAACAGGAGGACCUCGUUGACCACGUAGUGGCAAUGCUCGGCGACAUCAGCACUUUCGCUGCGCCAACCACCACCAUCAGCAGUCAGCUGCAUACAUUGAAGACCGAGGUCCAGCAGCUACAGACGACGAACGCAAAUGGCAACCCGAAGAUGUAUAAGAUGCCAACGUUCACUCUGGAGAGGUUCGACGACUACACGCAGCAGGAUCCGGUCCUCUGGUGGGAAGCAUUUACAACGCAACUCAAGAUUCUGCCCGUAGACAAGCAUGCAUACAUCGGCGCCAUGUUCCUGAACCUCCCACGGCGAAUGCCAGACCUGGUUGACCCACCUGGCAACCUCCCACGGCGUCAACAUACCAGACUUGAAGGACGUAAUCACAUGGGAGGAACUGACACGACUGUGGAAGAAGCGGCUCAUGGUCGACGACGCGCCAGCACUCGCCAUCAACCGACUGUUCACCAUGUCACAGGGCAAGACAGCAACACGGGACUGGCUCACGGAGUGGUAGAAGAUUGCGGCUGUGCCCAAUCUGAACUUACCAUUCGAGCAUCUACGCCGACAGUUUCCAUGGUUCAAGUUUGGCUUGACCGAGGCGGAGUACAAGGUCCGCGGCCGCUGCGGCAACUGCUAUUGGUGCAACAGCACCAAGCACAAGACCUCCCUGUGCCAAGAUCAGGGCAAGGAGGAUAUGCGACCCCGCCUCAGCUCGGGAAACUGAGCUCCGYGGAAGGUGAGGCGACUCCACCUUCUACUCCGCCAGAUUYGGCCGCCUUGCUAGCGGCCUCCUGCACAUCUGGGGAGGAUGCGAAUGUCGCAAGUCCUCGGUACACUUACGAGGACUAUGCUGUCCACUUGGUUCCACCGCUGGACCAACCGCUCCACGUGCAACAAUCCAGCGCAUGCACGGUUUCAUCACCAUCGGCAACCGAUUCGGCAGCUUCGCCGCAAUCUAUUGCCGAGGAUUCGACGUCAUGGUCAAGACUUGAAGAGCUCGACCCAUUGACGUUCACGGACUUCCAGUGGAUGCCCGUUCCCUCGACCGGACGAUUGCCAAAACCGCAUUGCAACGUGCUUAUGGCACAAUUGCGGGACUACUUCCACACUGCAGAACCAGCUCCGUUGAUGGAUGCCGGAGCAGAGGUUGUCGACCUUCUCGCGUACAUCGCAAAGAUCGACCGCGAGUUCAAGACGCAACGGUACGACGACAUCGACGCACCAUUGCUGUACAUACGCAUUCAGAUCGGAGAGGCGACCUGCAGUGCCUUGAUCGAUUGCGGAGCAACUCGCAACUACAUCAGCCAGGACUUCAUGGUAUGCGCCAGCCUUGGCCCACGUGUCCGGAGGAAGUCCCAACCUACGCAAGUCACGUUGGCAGACGGUCAUACGCACAAGUCAAUUGACCGGUGCAUUGACGCCGUCCCCGUGUACUUUGCCCCUCAUGCAAAUGAGGCGGUGUCCUUCAAUAUUCUGGACACCAAAUUUGACAUGAUAUUGGGCAUGUCAUGGCUGCGAAGCGAGGAUCACCCGGUGAACUUCUUCAAACGCACCGUUCACAUUCGUGAUCGGAACAGAGUAUUAGUUCCAUGCACGACGAUCAAGAACGCCGGCCCUCUCCCACGCAUCGACGGCCUUCUCGAGCGAUUGGGCGGCGCCCAGUUCUUCUCCAAGCUGGAUCUCAAGUCAGGGUACCACCAACUCGAGAUUCGCAAGGAGGACCGUUACAAGACCGCAUUCAAGACACGGUAUGGGCAUUUCGAAUGGCUGGUUAUGCCAUCUGGCCUUACGAAUGCCCCGGCCACUUUCCAAGCGGCUAUGACAACGGAGUUCAGACAACGGAGUUCAGACACAUACGUACUUAUCUAUCUCGACGACAUCCUGGUAUACAGCCGGAGUUUGGAGGAGCAUGUGGAACACAUGCGCACCGUUUUGGAGCGGCUACGACAGGCCCAGUACAAAGCCAACCGCGACAAGUGUGAAUUCGCGCGGCAGGAGCUGGAGUACUUGGGCCAUUAUGUGACGCCGCAAGGCAUCCGUCCACUCGCGGACAAGAUCGAGGCCCUACGAGUAUGGCCCGAGCCCACCAACACCACGGACGUUCGAUCAUUCAUGGGAUUGGCGGGCUACUAUCAGCGAUUCAUCACCGGAUACUCCAGGAUUGCUGCACCUAUGACGAGGUUACAGUCGCCAAAGGUGCCAUUCGUAUUCGAUGACGACGCACGCCGGUCAUUCCAAGCAGUUGAGACGGCCAUGCUCAUGGCACCCGUCCUCAACAUCUAUGACCCCACCUUGCAGACGAGAGUGACUACAGACGCUUUCGCCUAUGGCAUUGGGGCAGUCUUGGAACAGCAGGACGGCGACGACUGGCACCCUGUGGAGUAUUUCAGCCACAAAGUGCCUCCCAUCAACUCGCUUGAUGAUGCAAGGAAGAGGGAGCUACUCGCGUUCGUCAUGGCUCUCAAGCGAUGGCGGCACUUCCUCCUUGGGCGUCGUAGGUUCACAUGGGUUACGGACAACAAUCCAUUGACCUACUACAAGACGCAUGAUACGGUGAGCAACACGAUCGGACGAUGGAUGUACUCCAUCGACCAGUUUGACUUCACACCGAAACAUCUUCCCGGCCUCUCAAAUCGCGCAGCAGAGGCACUCUCCGACACUUCAUCCGGGCAUAUGAGUCUGAUCCGGACUUCGGCACGCUCUAUGCACAACUAUCUUCGGAUCACCCGCCGACCAGCCAUUACCGCAUUGCCGACGGGUACUUGCUCCUCCACUCGAGAGGCAAGGACUUACUAUGUGUCCCACGCGACCGUCGUCUUCGGACUCGCCUCCUCGACGAGUAUCAUGAUUCGCGACUCGCCGGCCAUUUCGGAGUCAACCGCACUAUUGCACGGCUUCGACAGCGAUUCCGAUGGCCCGACCUCAUUACCGAUGUCACUUGGUAUUGCGACUCUUGCGAAGUUUGCCAACGCAGCAAGCCCCGCAACCGCAAUCCCUACGGCGAGUUACACCCGAUGCCUAUCCCACGGGAACCCGGUCUCUCCAUUGCCAUGGACGUCACCGGUCCGUUCCCUCGCAACCCGGCUCGGGCACGACGGCAUCCUCACGGUGGUGGACCGAUUGAGUAAGUACGCGCGUCUUCUUCCUUGCAAGUACUACUCCACGGCUCCCGAGCUGGCACGCCUCCUGCACACUGGUUGGAUUUGUGGCCACAGUGUACCAGUAGACAUUGUCAGCGACCGCGACACUCGUUUCAUGUCGGCUUUUUGGACUACUCUCAUGCAGGAGUCCGGCACAACAAUGAAACCAAGUUUGGCUCGACAUCCUCAGACAAACAGGCAGACUGAGCGGGCACAUCAAACCGCUCGAAUGAUGCUUCGUACGCUCAUCCGUCCGGACCACAAAGAUUGGGUUGACCGCCUCCCCGACAUCGAGUUCCCCUACAAUACUUCGGUGCAUCUGGCGAUCGACGUGACUCCAUUCGAGUUGCACCACGGUGGACGGAAAGGGCGGAUCUUCGCAGACCUUCUCCUCCCUCGACCAGCCGACAUUGACGCUGCCUGCUCUCCCGCUUCCGUCCGGAAGUACAGGGAAUUGCUGACUCAAGCCCGCGCAAAUAUGCAAAAGGCUCAAGUCCGCAUGCAGCAGCAAGCCAACAGGCGUCGCGUACCAUGUUCCAUCCGCGCCGGUGAUCUGGUUUGGGUCUCCGCGGAAGAGUUUGCACUGGAACAGGAUGUUUCACGCAAACUGCUUCCCAAGUGGUUUGGACCUUGGUCUGUGACAGCAGCUGAGGGCGAUGAGCCCGAUGACCCUUCAUUUGUGAUCAAGAUUCCAGAGCAUAUGACGGUCCAUCCGGUCUUCCACGCCUCGAAGCUGGCAACAUACACGCAAGCAAAGAGCGACGACUUUCCGGACCGACGAUCGGAGGACCCUCCUAUGGAUGGCCAUCUAAAGUUGACCGCGUCAUCUCCGAUCGCAAGUACGGCAGCAAGCCGCGGCAGUACAAACUUCCUGAAGUACGAGCAGAUCUCGGCCAAUGCUGUUCGCAUCAGGCACCAGGAUACAAAGAUGUCCGACGCAGAUGGAAUCGAGUGGGGCCCGGAUGCUACGCCGGAGGAUUUUGUCAAGGCAAAAGAGAAAAUAGAGUUAGUACGGCUACAGGUGCCGAAGGUUGACAUCUUCCUGUUUAAAGGAGAGAGGGUAUCUGAAUGCUUAGAGAUGUUCGAGCAAUUUACGAGCGAGGCAUCUGAGGCAGACAAGCUCAAAAUGCUGCCUAGAUAUGUCUGGUGGGAGAUUCAGCCUGAGAUAAUGAAGGUGGCUGCAAGAGCAGCAGGGGUUUGGGUGAGUUUCAAGGACGAAAUGCAAAGGCGCUUUAAGUUAGGGGAUGGUCUGCUAACGAAGGCAGACCUGGAAAUGUUACAUCGGAAUGAGUUCACCACUGUGGGUGCAUUGGCGACGGCCUUUGAGGAGAUGGCGAGAAAUGGCGGAGGAGAAGCAGUCCACAACCUUCCUAGGGCACUUCACAAAUUGGGAGGCCUCUCCGCUGACCAAGAAGGGCAUUUCACAAAUUGGGAGUUGGGAAGGGCGCCACAGGCAGUCAGGACAAGGGCUAAGGGGCCAGUGAGCUCCGAUGAGCCAGCGAAAGAUGUUCCUGUGCCUAGUGGGGAGAAAGGGACUGUGGACAUCCUGGAGGAUGAGGAUGAGGAGGAUGAGAGGUUGAGGAGAGAAGAGGAUAAGAGAGUCGAGCAGAGGGCCAAAAAGAGGGUUGUUAAGACAAACACAGACAGAGUUCCAGAAGGGAAGAAGAAGAAGUACACCGUCCGAGUGGAAGACGGGUAUGAUGUGGAGGAAAUGAUGGACAAAAUCCUUGAGGGCCAUAAUCACCUUAUGAACCUGAAGGAUGUCCUGGCUUCAACAACAAGGCUUCGAGAUGAACUCAAAGCACUACUAUCCAGAAAAAUAGUGGCUAGCGUGCGUCUGGGGGCCAUAAUCCCCAAGGAAGCAGAAUGGGCGGAGACAGGCACGAAGAUGGACCGGAAGUCCGUCGCAUGUGGUCAUGUACGACGGCCGGACAUAGUCCUCAAGCCGUAUAUCGAAGAAGAUUCAUGGGGGAUACCUGGAGUAGAAUGGAUGAUGGAUUUGGCCCUGGCAGACAAGUACCAGUUGCGAGAGGAUCUGGUCACAUUGGAGAACGGACCCCAGCAGGUGGAAAAGCAAGAACGAUUAAUAGGUGGAAUGUACCUUCUGGCAAACUCGCUGCUUCAGGAUGAAGUUGCUAGGAUUGAGGAGGAAAGGCAAAAUAGGGAAGAUAAUGUGGUCCACGAAGGAGAGGAUGACGAUUUUGAAGAAGGAGAGAUAAAAGAGGCAUUUCGCGCAGAAGAGUAUGACGGAGUAUAUCUGGAACUGGGGAUGCUCCUUUCAUGUGAAAUAAGAGAAAGAGAUGCUAGCGAAACAGUCCUUAAAAUGCGACCAAAUUUCUUGGUGAGAGACGGUCAUUUGUUCAUGAGAAGUAAAGGAAGGAAUCCCAGAAGGGUGGUCUGUGGCGUAAAUCGACAGAUUGACGUUAUGGCCGCCCUUCAUGAUGGAACGGCAGGUGGUCAUGGGAGCGCAAAUGCGAUGUACUUAAUGAUUCACGACUUAUAUUAUUGGGAUGGCAUGGGACACAUGAUUGGCAAUUAUUGCUUGACAGCCAUGCCAAGAGGGAAGGGCAGGGCAAGGCCGAUGGAAGCCCCACUGAGGACUACCAGACAGGGGGGGCAGCAGAAGACCACCAGAGAGAGCAGGUCUCCUAUUUUCGAUGGAGGGAGUGUAAAGAUGUUUUUGGCCAGGUUUGAAGCUCAUGCCAGUGAGCAUGGUUGGGGAGUGACUAGGAUGCUGACAGAGGUACGAGUCAGUGGCGAGUGGGCUGAGCCGAUUGCGAGGUUCGCCAGGGAGUCGCUUACUUGGCAGGAGUUUGAGAGGAAGAUGGAGGGACUGCACCCGUCGCCUGUGGGAAGAGACGAAUCGCCUAUUCGCUUCGACUCCUCCAACUUGGAGGAGUUCCCUUGGGCUUAUGAUCUGUUUGCAGAUGAACAAAACAUUUUGCCUGAGAAGAGAGUUGGAGGGUGUAUCCAGUUUGUGAGGAGAGCCAUCAGGCGAGGGAUGGAAAGGAAGAGGAGAGAGCUAGAAGGAGCAGAGGGACGAGCAAUUGGACAUAAAGCACCCCAUGGGACACGAGGAGAGGGGAAAAGAAGGAAGGGGUACACAACUCACAGGCAUGAAAUGAAAGAAGGACAGACAAUUAACGAAGCACAAAGAGGAGACUCAGAUGAUCCAGAACCACCUCCAGAGCAUGAUCAGAUACCUGAUCAUUAUCCUGAACCAGAGAAAAAACUUGAUCAGCCAGACUCAGAUGAUCCAGAACCACCUCCAGAGCAUGAUCAGAUACCUGAUCAUUGUCCUGAACGAGAGAAAAAACUUGAUCAGCCUCCUGUGUCGGCAGAGCGAGAUCAGCAGGAGGAGGAAGUUGCCAAGAAGAAGGAGAUGGACAGGAUUGAGAGGGCUGCAACGGAAAAGGAGAUCAGAAUCCAGAUCAGGCUGAAGAAUCUGGUAGAAAUGAGAGACAAAAUGCAGCAGGGAAAACCACCAGUAGAGGUGGAAGGCCAGAAGACUGCAAAGAAGGAUGAUCCUCCUCUACUCACAGAGGUCUGGGAAGGGUUUGACAGGUUGAUGGAGGCUGCAGGCAGACCCACAGAGAGGCGCCAGGAGAUAGGGGUUAAGUUGGUCUCCACAGACUUACUUAGCCUGAAGAGUCUCAUGAAGGAAGGGUUUGGAGCAACAAAGCCAUCUGAUGAGAAGAUAGGGAGGCGAGUGACAAAGGUAGCACAAGCUUCUCAUGGUCAGAGGGUGGACUGGGAAAGAGAGAUUGAAGAUCUGAAGGAGGAAGUAAAAAGGCAAGGAAAGGAGGUGGAGGCUAUAGAAACAGACAUGGUAGACAUGUUGGCAGAGAAUGGAGCCCUCAAGCUGGUCAAUCAGACCCUCAUCCAAGUCAGUGAGGUACUGAGGAGGCAUAUCCAGACCCAACAGGCUUCAUCCCAGGCAAAGGAGGCAGAGUGGGAGAGAAGAUUGAAGGACAUGGAGUCCAAGGUGGAGCGCCAGGUUCCUACUGCACUGGUGGAUUGGACAGAGGUACAGAGUUAUGGGAUCGGAGGGCAGCCUGCUGAGGAGCUCUUCCAAGCCAAGAAGAAGGAAGGAGGAGGUGAACAGCAGAAGGGAGAGGAGAUUCCUCUGUUGGACAAGCUAAUGAUGGAGCCAGAUGAGAUACUGGCACGAAAGCAGUCUGAGGGUGGAAAAUUUGAGUGGCAGGCCCCUACUUCCUUAGCAGUCGAGCGAGGGCCAACAAUUGAGGAUGACAAGCAGUCAGGGGAGGCCGCAAAGGUUGAGUAUGCUAUGCCUACGACAGAAGCAGAGGUGGUAGGAGAAAAGAUGGACCACCUCGGGCAGCAUGUGUCUUUGAGCCUAGGGCGGGACAUAAUGGCCAUUGUGGCCACGAGCCGGUCCUGGAAAGAAACCCAGGAUGUGAUGAUGAGAAAAUAUCUGGCAGCAGAGAAGAUGGCGACGGAGGCCGAUUUAGCUGUAGUCCAGAGGAAGAACUUCGCAACGUACAAUGACUUCCUACGGGAGUUUACUUUGGUAGCACUAAGAAUCCCCGGGGUUAUGGACCGAAUAAUGAAAAUGAUAGGCAUGCACUUGCACGACGGCUCAUACAUGGUAGACAUAGAGGACCCAGUGACCGGCCGGGGAGAGCUCCUCCGACUCCUUGGAAUGGGAGGAGACCCCCCGAAGGGGAAAUUGGCAACAUGGUCGCCGUCGUUUGAGGAUAGCACGCGAAAAAGGGCUUUCGGUCGGAUGGAAGGUAUGGGAGAAAGGGUAGAAAUCAUGAUUGAGGAAGCAUUCAACAAGGAGUGGAUCAAGAUGGGCCUGCCCCAGAAGAAGAGGAGGCAGAAGGACGAAGUCCUAGGUGUUAUGGUAGCGGAAAAGGAGUCAGAAGUCGAACUUGGUGCUAGCCUGCCCAAGCAGAAAGAAGUACGCGUAGACGAGCGAGAAGUCGCACUCGAGAUCCCCGAUCUGUUACAACUCGUCAAGGCCCUCAGAUACCACAAGGUAGGAGUGGACUCAGCGGCCUUGGCCAAGUUCGAAGGAGAAGUGCGAAAGGGAUAUUGCCUGAAUGGGAAACUAGUUAGGUACGACCAGCUGCCAUUGGAUGUUCGGGACAGGUCGUACACCGCUAUGCACACCCCCGUAGGCCAGUUACAGAUGCAAGUGACCCCUAUGGGAUUCACAAACGCGGGGGCCGAAGCGCAACGUAGAAUGCUCGCCGUGGCCGGGGACAUGUUCCCAGAAAAAUGUGAGCCUUACACCGAUGACAAUCCGAUCAAAGGCGCGCAGGAGAAGGAGGAGACGGAAGUCCAGCCAGGAAUCCGAAGUUUUGUGUGGGACGACCUGCAGGACGUCAAGGACUUACUCCGCCGGUUCCUAGUAUACAACAUUGCGGCUAGUGGACCAAAGAGUAUCCUAGCAGUACCGGAGGUAACUAUACUAGGAUUUCGCUGCGGUGCUUACGGCAGGAAGCCCGAUCCGGCAAAGACCGACAAGAUCUCACAGUGGCCAACGCCACUGCGCACGACAACGGAGAAAAGGGGGAAAAUGACUAGAGAGGAAAGGAUGAUGGAAUACACCUUUAGUGGAUGGGAACCAAGGCGACUCGAAGGAGGAAUAGAAAUGCCCAUCCCGACAGAAAACCAGUGGAGGGGGACCACGUGCGACUGGAUUGGGUUUGAGGUUGCCCGGGAAUUAUCAUAUGUAUGGAUAGAGCGGAUUUGGAACCCGAUAAGGGAAGAGGAAGGUUGGGACGAGAUAGCAGAAGGCAAAGUGGAAUCGGUCGGAACGAUUGUCCUUUUCGAAGACGGGUGGCACCUAUUUUGCACUAUGUUAGCAAUGGGACAGGAUCCAAUGUGGCUUCUAAGGGAUGCAGAUACGCGUACCCAAAAGGAAGGCAAGAGGUUCGCCAACGAGGGAUGGGACGAAGUUAGUAGCAGAGUUGUGAUGGGAGGAUGGAAGGAACUAAGGCCUCCCAGCCUACGAACAACGGCGUGGGUGCCCAAGUUCGUGACUGAGUGGUUUAGGGGUUUCGAGCACAUCGUAGACGUAGUUGACUCCAUGAAGGAGGUGCACAUAGAAUGUGCCUGGCUAACUGAGGAAUUCUAUAGGAUCUCACAAAAAUAUGGACCGUUUUACAGAGAUAAAGUCGGGGAGAUCCUUACCAUCCUAAGGAUAGGCAAGCAUGACCGCCUAGAGGUAGACGCCGAGGCUUGGGACGCCAUAGUCCGUCGGGAUGCAGCGGCUAUCCCAUCCUACGUGGAUGAUGUCUUUAAACUGUUAGAGGUCAUUAAAGGGAGAGGUAUUCGACCGCAGGGAGAACGGGUGAAUUGGAACUCGCCGGGGGGGAUCCGACAAACCAUUAUCAUGCUCAAUGGGUUAGAGAUAGCAGCGGUAGAGGCUGAGCCGGUGGUCGAUAUCAUCUGGGAUCAACUUCGGGGCCGCGGGCCGCAGGUCAACUCCAUUCUGGAAAACGAUGGACGUGAUAGGGUGAACGCGACUACUCGGCUAGGGAUGAAUGGGAGAAGGAUUAUCCGUGACACCAUGAUGGAGGAAGUUGAUGGAAGCUCCGUACCCCAGACAGAGCCCGAGGCCGGGGAGCCAGAGAAAAUCUAUGGGAAGCCUAGGGAAGAGGAGCUUACAGACAAAGUUGUUGUUGCAAAAAAGAAGUUUAGGUAUCAAAUUCCGAUCUUAUCCAUGCCUAAGAUCGAUGACACCCUUAGCAAAUUACUAGGAACCAUGGUGUCGGUGUCGUUUCAGACCAUGUUGCAGGACAGCCCUAGGUUGCUCAAAGGGCUUAGACAACUGUUGACUCGGCGGCGAGUAGGGAUAGACGAAAACCCCGAAUCGCCAGAAGAGGAAAGGGAGGAGGAAGCUCCGCAAGAAGUCGCUAACCUUCAAAGGAGUCGUGGGGAUUUGGAGGACCUCGAGAAAGCCUUUGCGGACAUCUGCCCGAGCUUGUCGGACCGUGAAGGCUGGGAAGUUAUGAGGGUUCCACUAGGGACAAAGCUUAGUUUCCAUGCGCUGCCCGUAGGGAAGUUAAAAGUGCAGAUAGGAACGCAUCACACGGACACUCUAGUAGACGGAGGCGCGGAAAUCACACUCAUAAGGAGGGAUUUCGCAACAAUUACCGGGAUAAAUGUCGGCCAAAGGUUCAACAACAAGGGGGUCAAAGACGAUGCGAGGGGGAUUUUGGGGAAAGGGGUCCAUAGCGAGAAAAAACCCGCAGAAUCCCAAGGAAUAAGGUCCGUCCUAGUUGGUAAUAUGGAAGAGCCACAAAUUUUGGAGGGUGGGUUGACAAAGAAAAGGAAGGUAGCUGAUACCCUACGAAGACUUAAGGAAAUGGAGCAGAUGGUAGCGAACUACAAGACAAGUGUGAUUGAGGAAAUGAUAAAGGACAUCGAGACUAUGGACGACACUGAACUACAUAAGGGGGAACGGCAAGGGGAGACACAACGAGAACGCAUGAUUAGGAAACCCCGUGGAUGGGGAACGGGCGGAGAUGCGAGGGUAGAACGGGGAGUUCGACCCUCUGAGGAAGAGACCGCAAAGGAAGGGAGGGAGCCAAGGCCGGACCGUGGAACGGGCCAACAGUCAGAGAAGCAAUCCUUGACAAACGAUGAUUAUAGUGAACUAGGGAACCUAAGGAAGAAACUAACAACGUGGCUAGACCAGGAAAGGAGUAUCAGAACAGAGAGUCGUCGGAGGAACAACGAAGAAUUUGAGAGUCGGGUGACAACUAAAGACGAAGCGAAAGGAGGACUGGUGGAGUCGCAUUGGCCAAACAAAGGAGUUAACGUUCAAAGAGAAAGGAAGCCAUUCAUAGUGACUACUGACGCAAGCGAAUACGGCAUUGGCGCAGUGCUGGCUCAGCAGGAUGGGAAAAAGUUGAGACCGAUUGAGUACAUGAGCAAGAAGAUGCCAUCGAAGAAGUUGGCAAAGUCCACCUAUGAAAGGGAACUCUAUGCUCUAUACAAGGCACUUGUCCAUUGGAGACACUUCCUAUUGGGAAGGUUCUUCUACUUGAGGACUGAUCAUCAGACCCUCAAAUGGAUCAAGACUCAACCGGCUCUUUCUGACGCACUCAAGCGAUGGAUUGAGGUCAUAGAUCAAUAUGACUUCAAGCUUGAGUAUCUGAAGGGAGAGUACAACAAGGUUGCAGAUGCGCUAUCACGUAGGGUAGACUACCUAGGUGCGCCAAUUUCUGACUUUGGUGUAUCUGAUGAAGUAACUCAAUCGUUGGUGGGAGCCUAUCAGGAAGACCCUGUCACGAUGGACAUCAUUAGCAAACUUCAGGCAAAAGACAAGGCCACAAAGAGUGAGUUUGUAAUGGUGGACGGGCUUCUCUAUCUUGAUAAGGCCGGAAUAAAAAGUUUUGGCAAUCGACCGGACGGGGGAAGGAUCAUCCAUUGGAAGUCCACAAAUGUCAACGGGUCGAGCUAUUCAAGUCUUGACCAUGACGUGGAAUCCCCGGCGAUAGAUGGCGGCGAAGCUGCUGAAUCGGUUGCCGAUGGUGGUGAAACCGUGCAUGCGGUGGAUUGUUGCACGUGCAGUGGUUGGUCCAGUGGUGGGACCAAGUGGACAGCAUAAUCCCUGUAAGUGAAGCGAGGACUUGCGACAUUCGCAUCCUCCCUAGAUGUGUAGGAGGCCGCUAGCAAGGCGGCCGAAUCUGGCGGAGUGAG
Molecule: messenger RNA, 19946 nt
Organism: Chara braunii
Lineage: Eukaryota; Viridiplantae; Streptophyta; Charophyceae; Charales; Characeae
Source: the annotation of a GenBank genome assembly